Messenger RNA from Halteromyces radiatus, 2086 nucleotides. RefSeq lists its product as uncharacterized. The record is from RefSeq and is a predicted model, not a curated record. NCBI's taxonomy places the organism in Eukaryota, Fungi, Mucoromycota, Mucoromycetes, Mucorales, Cunninghamellaceae. The coding region runs from base 22 to 1812 and encodes 596 amino acids. The transcript is spliced from 7 exons. Gene Ontology annotation, molecular function: protein binding.
UAUAUAUAUAUAUUUAUAUUUAUGUAUGAUUUAGAUAAACCUGUAAGACAAGGUAUGGUUUAUCUAUUUGGCAACAAAUUUACAAAGGCAAUGUCGAUAUUCAAAUCGAAGGCUGAUAGCGAACCAUUAUAUGCUCUUGGUAUGGGAUCCAUGUUAUUCCUGAAAGCUAUGAUGACUUAUAAUGAAAAUGAUGUAGAGGCGGCUAUGAAAUCAUUAUCUGACUCUUUUACGAUCGCAACUACACAAGCGGAACUCUCUGAAGAAAAGCCAUCAUUUGAAGACGCAUUCUCUUCACAAUUCUCCUCAUUAAUGGCCAGCACCAAGGCUGAUGAUGAUCGAUGCCAUAUCAAGACAUUCAUGCCAAAUGGAAUACUUCGUGCUCAUGUGAUUAAGGCAGAAAGUUGUUUGUUAAUGGGACUUCUUCAGUUGACUCAAGAAAACAUGACAGGUUAUCUAAAGUGUGGAUUGAAUCUUCGAAAAGCUUGUUCAAGUUAUACUUUGGUCUGGAAUGAAUAUCAACGCAUGGGUGAGCAAGUAAAUGAUUGGAUGGAUUGUGAUACUAUCUCAGCUGUACAAUUUGGUGUUGGCACUUUACAUCUCUUGCUUUCAUCCUUACCUACAAAGAUUGUCAAAAUAUUCUCUGGAUUAACUUGGAAAACGGAUAAAUCUUUAGGUUUUUCUUUGCUAAAAUCGGCAAUGACUGGAAAGGGAACUCGAUCUACUUUUGCAUCCUUAGUACUUCUAAGUUAUUAUUCAUUAUUAUCAAGUUUGGUACCUUCUCUAUAUGCCCAAGAUUCGAUUCAACCAACUAUUGAGUGCCUAGUGGAAGCGCAAAAAUCACAUCCCAAAUCAUGUUUUUUCCUUUAUUACGCAGCACGUAUAUCUCGAGUGGCUAGAAAUGUUGGACUAUCGACUCAAUCAUUCACGAUGGCAACAGCAUCAACAAGACGAGGAGCAUGGGCAGAAGUGGCAAUGAAACAUACAGUUGCAUACGAAGUUGGACUGAAUCAUGCGAUGCAACUGGAUUGGGAUACAUCAGCAGCUUACUUUGAACAAUUAUGUUGUGCUCGUGAUUGGUCCCCGGCCUUUUGUCAAUACUUUGUAGGUGCAUGUCAUGAAAUGUUGGGUCAAAGACAAGAAGCCAUGGAUUGCUUUGACGAAGUACCGGUACUUAGCCAUCAACAACAUCAUCGAAAGAGUUUAUUGGACAAUUUUGUGCAAGUCAAAGUGGAAAGAUAUCAAUGUAGUGAUUAUCGUGAUCUUGAUAGUAGCCUUCCUGGUCUUGAAUUACUACUUUUGUUGAACGCAUUUGCAUCCAUGGAAGAAACCUAUUUACAACGCUGCUUGGUGAUGAUUCAAGAAACAUGUCAAUUGAUUAAAAUGAAACAUUCAAUGGGUAUUCUUCAACUUGAUGAUUUGGAGGACUACAAUCAUGAUGACAACGAUGAUGAUCGAGUGACCCUGAUGAUUCGCUAUACUACUUUGCUACUGUUGAAAGCUUCUGUACUGAAUGCAUUAUCAAGAUGUAGUGAAUGUGUUGUUGAUCUGGAUUGGGUCUUGAAAAGGAAACAUCUUUUGGAAACUGAAGAAUGGUUGCUUCCAUUUGUCUAUUGGGAGGUAGGUGUGACCCAAUGGGGAAUAGGCAAUCAAAAGAAAAGUCGAGAAAUGUGGCAGCUGGCUCUGUCUUGUACCAAGUAUGAUUUCGAAUUUCGAAUGGCAAGUCGAAUCCAUCUGGCUUUGGGAAAAUGUGAUGAACUGGGCAUUCUGGAACCAAGUGGAUCUACUUAUCUCAAUGGAAGGAAACGACUAUAGAAAUGUAUAUCAUAGAUUAUCUCUUUUAUUAUUAUUAUUUAUUAUUAUUAUUAUUAUUAUUACUCAAUUUUUUUUUUUUUUGAAUUAUCAUUCCCAUUUUGAUCAUUAUUACCAUAAUUCUUUAUUACCUCUCUUUUUCUUUAUGUUAUAUUCUUUACACAUACUAAUAAACUUCCCCCCUUCUUGUUUAUAUAUAUUUUUUUUUCUUCAUUAUAAUAAUUGGUAUUACGUUUUUCGAUCUCAUGGCAACAAACAGACAUAAGGAGAAAGCGGU